Fusarium redolens is the source of this 1338-nucleotide messenger RNA. RefSeq lists its product as uncharacterized. Bases 1 to 1125 code for a protein of 374 amino acids. The transcript has 2 exons. The record is from RefSeq and is a predicted model, not a curated record. NCBI's taxonomy places the organism in Eukaryota, Fungi, Ascomycota, Sordariomycetes, Hypocreales, Nectriaceae.
AUGAGAGCUUCAGCAGCGUCCUUGACGACCUGCACGAUCUCGCUGGAAUUCGUCUCGUUGUUGACUAUCCCCACGAUCUUGAAACGGCCUCUUUAUUCGUCACCGAGUCCUUUCACAAGAACAAGGAAGCCCAAUAUUUUUGCUGCGAAGCGCGAAGUUGGUCGAUCAUGGAAAGUCUGGUUUGGAGCAUACGAAUGUACGAAUCAUCACGUCACGACAGAAUACGAAGAAGACAACCCGCUCCACUUUUACAAUGAUGUGAUCUUCGAGAUUCAAGUAACAAGCCUUCCUGCCAGCUUGUAUAACAAAAUUGCCCAUCCUUUGUUUUAUAAGGACGAAGUCGGGCCACUGUCACGCGGUGACGAGAUUGUGAUUGAUCUUACCAAAGGCCUUGCGCUUUGCUAUUCGCUUUGUCUGUACUACAAGGCAGAGAAAUUGGAAGAGAGACAGAUAGAUCUCAUGAGGAAGGCAUCUUCUGGAAUCAAUGCCAAUUCGAACAUCAACAGCCUGGAGAUCCGAGAGAUUAACCAGCCUCCAAUCAAUCUCCCAACUGCUGGUAAGGCACGCUUUGAUAGCGAUGACGUUCAUACAAGCCCAAGGUGCCUGGAGGGCACCCAGGCGACUGUACGGUGCCACAUUCACGAUUGGAUUAAUGACUAUCAAGACCAGACAACCUUACUCUGGAUUCAUAGCCCGGCAGAAACUGGCAAAUCAACUUUGGCUCGGACAUUGGCCGAUGAGUUGAUCAAUUCCGGUCAGAUUGCGGCUGGUUACUUCUUCAAACGAGGAGAUAUGGAGCGGAACAAUACGUCUCGAAUAUUCUCUACCAUCGCAAGCCAGCUCAUGUCAACAACUCCCCACUUUGAAUCCUCUUUGCAAAAGUCAUUGACAGCAUCUCGGAAUCCCGACAUUGAGAGCAUGCGCCUUGACCAACAGUUCAGUGUCCUUCUGGAGGCCCCUUUGUCAGAAUUGCAUCUGGUCUCAACUACCAAGCUUAUCAUAAUCGAUGCACUCGAUGAGUGCACUAACCCGGAUCGAACAACUGAGAUAAUUGGUCUCCUCCACCGACAGCAUACUCUCUCGCUGGCAUGCAUCAAGGUGGAUAGCUGCCGUAAGGGCAACUGAAUACCUUAUUGGUGAUGAUAGCUUCACUGACAUGUACAUCUGGAAUUAUCGAACUGGAGAAACGUUCCAUUUGUUAAGAUUCAGGCAAGGAAUCGUCCACAGCCUGACUAUUUCACCACACGGUUCUCAAGUCGCUAUUGCGCUAAUGGAUUGGAAUUUACGCCCGCCAAAACGAUCUAUUCAAUUGAUAGAUAUCAGGACCAGCUCAUGCGU